AUGUAAUUAACUGAAUACUCUGAAUAAUUUUAUUUAUAGUUAGCAUAAACAUAGGAAGAAAAUGAAUUAAAUCUCUUUUAUUAUAAUUAGUUAUCCAAUUCUAUAAUAAAUUUUGCACAUAAUUUAGAUGAAUUGACAAGUGAGAUGAAAUAAAGUAUUUUAGAACCAUAUGAAGAAUUCACAGAAAAUUAUAAUGAAAUCAAUAAAGGAUUAAUCAUAAAGAGUUAGGAAUUCUUGAAAUAGGUUGAAAAAAAAAGAGAGGCACUUUUUACUAAACAAUAGGAUUACUUAAAAACAGCUUAUGAUUUAGAGAAAAAGAAAAAAUCAAAAAGUUUAAAAUUAAAAGCAGAUGAAUUAUUUGUGGAUUAUCGAUAGGAAUUGGCAAAUGUAAAUUAAUUAUGGGAUGCAUUUAAUGAUAAAUUUAAAAAAUCUUUUGAUGAAUAUGAUUCAAAUGAAUUGGGCAGAACAUCAAUCACAGAAGCAACUUCAGAAAAGUUAUUACAACAUAUAUCUAAAAUAACGAAUACAUUGAAUAUGAAAUUACUUUAAUUGUUACAAUAAUCUAAUGAUAAAUUNGGUAUAACAGAAACAGCUUUGUACUCAGUUUCUUAUUUUUAUGAUCCAAUAUUCGAAGAGUUUUAUUUUGGAACAUUUAAUACUCUAGUUGACAUAGAAUAUAUUUAAUUAAUGAACUAGUAUUUUCCAGAUUUCAAGUAUUAUUAUUUCAGAUUUUGCUUAUAAAAUACAAAUAAAAUGUGA
Messenger RNA from Paramecium sonneborni, 759 nucleotides. Lineage: Eukaryota; Ciliophora; Oligohymenophorea; Peniculida; Parameciidae. The record is from the annotation of a GenBank genome assembly.